UGGUCUCUGCGCAACCCCUUGGCUCGAUACAGUAUUUUGUCUUUAUUUCUUUCAUUUCGGUCUACUGAAUACGCAGUGCGAUACAAAUAGCCAUGUAGCUACAUAGCUGGGAUACAGGCUAUGUUUUAGAAAUUCCAAUAGCAACUUCCACAGACACAGCGAGGAGUCGGCGCCCGAAUACAAACAGCCUCAGCUUUCAUUUACAAGCUACGCAUCCGGGCUGAGAGUGGAGUAGGAAGAGAAAAAAAAGCGGAACACCAUACUAGACAUCCGAUAAGGAGCUACCCGUUCAAUCGGAGGGUUUGGCCUGCCCCCGUUAUGACCGCUCUGAGACAAAGGAAAGGGAGCAGGGGGAAAGAGAACAGUCAGGAGAAUCAGAGACAGGACCAUCCCGAGGUCGUCUCCAACAUCAGCCCUGCAGGUCUGUGGACGUGGUGGACGGUGGCAUGGGGGGGCAUCGGGGGUGUCAUGGGAGUGUCCCUUGGCCUGCUGAGCAGCAUCUAUGUGGCAACGUUGCAUGAAAAUGACUUGUGGUUCUCUAACAUCAAGGAAGUUGAGCGUGAAAUCUCCUUCCGGACGGAGUGCGGCUUGUACUACUCCUACUACAAGCAGAUGGUGGAGGCCCCCUCCAUCCAGCACGGUCUUCAGGACCUCAUUAACGACAACGCCACCGAAUCCCGGAGGACCAUCAAUCUCCUGCAGCGAAUGAACAUCUACCAGGAAGUGUUCCUGAGCAUUCUCUACAGACUUCUCCCCAUCCAGGAGUACUUGCAGCCUGUGUACUUCUACAUCUACACGGUGUUCGCCCUGCAAGCCGUGUACGUCAUCGCCCUUUACAUCACCAGCUGGGUUCUGAGCGACUCGUGGCUGGCAGGGGCGCUAACCGCUACGUGGUACAUCAUCAACAGGGUAGACACCACCCGGGUGGAGUUCACCAUCUCUCUGAGGGAGAACUGGUCCCUGCCUUUCUUCGCUCUGCAAGUGGCCGCCAUCACCUGCUACCUGAGACCUCCGCUGAAGCCCCUGCAACAGAAAGUGGUUCUGUGGCUGGUCUUCCUCUCCAGCCUGUGUUUCUGCCUGACGUGGCAGUUUAACCAGUUCAUCCUGCUGGUCCAGGCACUCAUCGUCUUUGGGUUGGACAGUCUGGACCUGGUCCCCCCUGAGCAGGUGAGGUCGCUCUACCUGGUGCAGGCUGCCAGCCUCCUGACCGUGUGGGCGCUGCAGUUCUGCAAUCCCAUGAUCCUCGGCUCCCUGGUGCUCAGCUUCAUCGCGGCCGCUCUCUUUGUCCGGCACUUUCAGAGGGACCUGAAGGCUGGAGGGCUCCUGCCACGACUCGCCAAACUGCUGCUCCACUCGCUGCUCGUCCUGAGUCUGACGUUCGCCGUUAACUAUUUAGCCAAGAGCGUGCUGCAGCUGAGAUCUGACGAGCACAUCUUCAAGUUCAUCAAGGCCAAGUUCGGCUUGGGCUCCACCAGGGACUUCGAUGCGAACCUGUACCUCUGUGAGGAGGCGUUCGGGCUGCUGCCUCUCGACACGUUUGAGCGGCUGGCGGGGACGCUGAUGGUGUACCCCUACCUCUGCACUCUGAGCGUGCUCCUGCUCAUGCUGCUGCUGGUAGGGCUACGCAACCUGAGUUCCAGCGGUGCUGGUUUACAGAAAGAGGAACAGAUGCUGGUCAUCCGGCCAGACGUGGCCUAUAACCUGCUACACACCGUGUGUUUUGGUCUGCUUGCCAUCAGCACCAUGAGAAUGAAGUAUCUGUGGACAGGACACAUGUGUGCCUUUGCUGCCUAUGGCAUAUGUGGGAAGGAGCUAUGGGCUCUCUACCUGAAGGUGAUACACUGCCCCUCUCAGACAAAGCUGAAGCUGAUCAGAUACACCAUCCCGAUCGUUAUUCUGGCUUUUCUUUAUUACAAGUUCUGGCCCAAACUCAUGGAGGAAGUUUCCGAACUUCGGGAAUUCUACGACCCGGACACGGUGGAGCUGAUGACGUGGAUAAGCUCCAAGACCUCAAAAAAAGCGGUGUUUGCGGGAAGCAUGCAGCUCCUAGCCGGGAUCAAACUGUGUACUGGAAGAGCCCUGACCAACCACCCACACUAUGAGGACCGGGCACUGAGGGAGAGGACAAGACAGGUGUACCAGGUCUACGCCCGGCAGCCCCCAGAGGAGGUGCACAGGAUCCUGAGGGCGGCAGGGGCUGACUUUGUGGUCCUGGAGGACAGCAUCUGCUACGAGAGGAGGCACAGCCGGGGAUGCCGUCUACGGGACCUGCUGGACGUGGCCAACGGGCAUAUCAUGGACGGUCCAGGGGAGAAUGACCCAGACCUGGUGCCCGCCCCCCACCCACGCUUCUGUGAAGAGAUCAAACGGGACGUCCCAGAGUUCACCAGCCUGUUCACGCGUGUCUUCAGCAACAAGACCUUCCAUGUGUACAAGCUGAAGAAGGGCAAGAAGCGAGGGAAGGCUGGAGGGAGAGCGGGAGAGCCCGACGCGUAGCGCUUCCCCGCAGCGGCCAUUUUGUUUUAGGCUCGGUCUCCAUCCCCAUCAGCCGCCACCCUCCACCCUCACAGAGACCCAUCAACGCUUCUCCUGCACCCUGUUCUGAGCACCCCGCCAACUCCCAGAGUUGACCCACAGCCCAUGGCUUUCUGUGUGUGUGUGUGUGUGGGGGGGGGGGGGGGUACCUGCCAACGGUGAACGCAAUCUGGGGGGCACAGUGUCAGAGAAGCAGUAGGAUGAUGUUUACAUUUCCUUCCAUUUUGAGACUGGUUUUGAGAGAGAGAGAGAGAGAGAGAGAGAGAGAUUUAAAAAGAAAAAUGAAUUGAGCAGAGCAUUCUGGGAUUGCGUCUCAGCAAGCCACAGCAGCCCAGCGCCUUGUCAUGCAUUUGCCAAACCUGCCAUUCCACCACUUCUGCUAUAUGUGCCAUAUGUCUUUUACACCUGAUAACAUGCCGCCCAGUUUUCUAAUGCAGACUACAGGUAAAUGGCUGUACACUAGGUAUGCCAGUUGUUUUGUAAUGUUGAAAUGUGUGUUGUGUUGUGUCUUAAGUUCCGAUGUUCUUCCGGGUGCCAUUUAAUUUCCCUCCCCCAUAGGUGAAUGGAACGAUCACCUUUUUUUUUUGUCGUUGUGUCCUUCUCUCGUGAACGAUGGCCGUUCUGUUACUGCAAACGCCUUCGCUAAAUAGAGGGCUGGUCCUCCCUAGAAAGGGCGAUGAUUACGGGUUUUGCAAAAAAAAAUAAAAAUGCAUUAAUAAUAAUCUAAAUUACGCUGACCGUGUUAUUAACCUUGUGGAGGAUUCAUCUUAUUGGUUUAUAUUUGCUAGAACAAUUCAGUUUUUAGCCUGCUUUUUUUUUUUUUUUUUGGUGGUACAAAUGAAUAUCACAAUAUCUCCUGUCCUCCUCAAACUUUCACUUACUGCAGGGCUGCAUAUGACAACAUCUGAUGGUUUAGGCAGCUCAGGAACACACAAGUAGUUGCUGUAGUUCUUGAUUUGAUUAGUUCAUUCCCAUUUUAAAAUUCUAACUCGUCAUGUGCGAUGAACGAUGUGCUUGCAGUAGAUUAGAAUGACUUAAUGUGUUGAACUAGAACAGGUGACUUGCGUUUUUUAAGGUUGGCACUGACAGAACAUGACAACGUGAUAUGCCCAACCCAUCAUGUUAUUUUACUCAUUUCACAUACCUUUUAUCUACUGUACGUUGGCAUGAAUCUUUUAAACAAGCAACUUGAAAGUAAGUGCCUUUUAAAGUUGUGGUUUUGCCAGGUCUACUGAUGGUCUUUUCUGACAGUUUGUGUGUACAGUGAGUAGUUAUGAUGUGAAUCGAGGAAAGUUUACAAUUUUGUUACGUAAAAGACCCUCGCUGUCAACCGUGUGAAACAGUGUAAACCCCACUUGCGUGGAUGCAGUAUGUCAUUUCAUUUGUAAUUAUUUGAAUGGGCUUCAAGUGUUUUUCUAAAUCCCUCUGCGACAGGGUUGUUAAGGUGAAAAGCAUGGUUGGUGUUCCGGUGCUUCUCCACGUGCUUUUCUUAACAAAAAUCCAAACUCGUGGAACAGUUUUAAAUACAGAAAAACUGAGUCAAAUUUUGGCGACCACUGCUAAUAGGGCACCCCGGGCUUUUUACAGUGGCCACAGUUGGUCGUGUAGUGAUCAUUUAACAUUUACACAUGGGAAGGGAGUCAUAAACUCAACAUGGUUUCUGUAAAAAAGUCCAGCCAAACAUCCUGCUUUGGUUUUGUUUUCUUAUGAAACAAUCCAGGGUGCCUUUAUAUUCUAUAUAAUAUUCUAUAUUAUAUUCCUGAUUCGUUUUCUUUGUCCGGUCUUUGCCAUUUACAAAGUGCAGCCUCGCUGCUACCUGCUUGAUAUGACAGUGGAUAAAUUGCACUAGUUUGAUCUUGUGAACUCUGUAAUGGUGUUGUUUUGGGGUUCGUUUUAAUUUAUCAGUCGUUCCGUGUCCUGAACAGAUGUAAGUCCUGUCUCUGAGUGUUAGAUAUGUUCAACGGGCUUGCUGUUUUUCCUUUGAUUUUCUUAAUAAAGCAGAUUUUUUUA
Molecule: messenger RNA, 4545 nt
Organism: Conger conger (European conger)
Lineage: Eukaryota; Metazoa; Chordata; Actinopteri; Anguilliformes; Congridae
Gene: dpy19l3
Product: dpy-19 like C-mannosyltransferase 3
Exons: 19
Coding region: 319-2496 (725 amino acids)
Cellular component (GO): nuclear inner membrane
Molecular function (GO): mannosyltransferase activity
Source: RefSeq, a predicted model, not a curated record